Messenger RNA from Priapulus caudatus, 1542 nucleotides. RefSeq names its product general transcription factor 3C polypeptide 1-like. Gene Ontology annotation, cellular component: transcription factor TFIIIC complex. Bases 841 to 1542 code for a protein of 233 amino acids. NCBI's taxonomy places the organism in Eukaryota, Metazoa, Priapulida, Priapulimorpha, Priapulimorphida, Priapulidae. The record is from RefSeq and is a predicted model, not a curated record. Gene Ontology annotation, biological process: 5S class rRNA transcription by RNA polymerase III; transcription initiation at RNA polymerase III promoter. The transcript is spliced from 6 exons. Gene Ontology annotation, molecular function: DNA binding.
UCCGUCCGUCCGUCCGUCAACAGUUGGGCACAAAUCUUAACCGCUCGACGUACGGUCACAUGGUAGUGUCACACCUGGUUAGGCUAGGGUUCGGGGUAUGGUUAGGGUUAGUGAAAGUGUUCGGUAGGUUUUAAUUAAAAUAAAAAACAGCACCAUUACUCUGUGUAGCAGGUGUAUUGAAUACUAUAUGGUGUCAUUGCACACUGCAGGAAAUAGAGCUAUCCUACCGUAAAAACUAUGCUUUUAAUAGGUAGCACUGGCUAACAAAAAUAGUGUUAUUAUGAAUGAUAGGAAGUAGUAAUUUAUGUACAGUGGACCCCCGAGAUACGAACGGCUCGACAUACGAGUUUUCAAGAUACGAACGACCUGUUGAACGUAAUGUAUUCGACAAACGAAUAAAAUUCAACAUACGAACGUCUUACGAAUCGGCCAAUCAGGGCAUAGGCCUAGCACGCGCUCUUUUGCUGAGUCAGUUUAAGUACGUGACUCGUGACUACGUGAUUGAAUGUGGUUGUGCUCUCAUGAUUGCACUUGCCAUACGUAAAUUGCUGUACGUCCUAUAUAGGGUUUGAGAUACUACAAAUCUGUACGAACAAAUCAAGAGCGUAUAAAGAAGUUCUUUAUACGCUCUUGAACAAAUCUAUAUGAACAAAUCUGUGGAACGAAUUAAAUUCGUAUCUCAGGGGUCCACUGUAUUUUCAUUUAUUCUCACAGUGGUAACUAUUCAGUAAGUUCCCAGAAGAUGUAUGAUGACAACGUGUAUACUAGAGAACAACUCAAGUGCUACAUCGUGAAGAUCACAGUUGCUUGCUGAAUGCUUAAUUUAUUGGACAUUCAAUCAUGGAUUUUCUUGAAUCAUGCUUGGAUGAGAUAGCAUUGGAAGGUCUUGAUGGUGUCACGGUCAGUGUGCUAUGGAUGCGCCUUGGCAAUCGGCAGGACUUCCCUCUGAAGUUGGACGACGACUCGAAGAUCUAUAUCUGGAGCUGGUUAAGUCGCAGCACGGACGUUGAGUUCUAUGAGCUUGUAGAGCUGCGGCACCCCCUGGUGCUGACCAACCGUUUCCAAAAUGUCUGCCCGAAUGCGGGUGUCAUUGUAGAAGUGGAGCCACCCAAGGACAUCUAUCCAAUAUCAAUAGUGAACAAUGACGGAGUCAGGGGAUCAUGUUCGACCUACAAAACGAGGCACAACAUUACGGCAGAAAUACGUACAUCACCGCCGGUCGCGCUCUCACAGGCGAUGAACACAUGGGGAGACGGACUCGUGAUUGUGGCAAGUCAGCCAUGUCGAGAACUAUCCAUCUACGGACCAGAACAACGACCGGCGUUAGAGAUAAAUGACCUACAGUACUGCAUCCUGGAGCGCGUUGGUAGGUCGCGCUACUUGGGUGAGGUUACCCUCGGCCUAGCCAGUCUGACAGUGUUUGGCGAGUCGCCAAAGAGCAUGUUCUACCACCUAAAGCUUCUGGUGAGAAUGGGUAUCAUAACAAAACAGGCUGAGAGCAUGAAUGGCUGGGAACACGACACCAAACCGUUGUCCAGUUGA